AUACAACGUGCACGUUCAUUGACCCAAGUGUUUAUGUUCGGUUUGGAGGUUUGCCAUAGGUGUGUUCUACAUAUCAUGCAAAGCGCGAGCAAUUCAUGUCAACUCUCAGAUAAUUUCGGUCUUGGGUAUUUGCAACUAUUCAUGUGAUUAAAUCCAAGUUCCAGACAUAUUUUCGCUAACUCGUGUCUAAUUCUUAUGAAAGCAGGGUCGUCCUUUUAGAGACUUUUGACUCGUGAGUUUAACCAUUGAAGCCUUGUCGUGUAACACAAGGACCUGUUUUAGAUAUAUUGCAAAAUAUACUAUUGCCUAUACAUUGGUUUUGUUUCUAAAAAGAGGAAAGUAACUUUAUUGUCCCUUGAGAUGUGCAAGAUAGCUGUGCCGAGCCCAUGUAGAACGGACGAGGAAAGGAUUAAGGUUACCCGUUAUUUCAGAUGACAGCUGUGAGUUGUGCUAUUUAUAACACGUUGACGUAAUGGAAAAAUUUCGUUUCCGUAAAGGCGAUCAGACUUCCGGUAUGGGAGAUCGCAUACCCCAAGAGCAGAUAGACGGGCAGCAGGACAGUACUCACGGGGUGGUGCUGCAGCAGCAUGGGUACCAACAGAAACAACCGCACCUGCAACAGCUGCAGCACAAUUAUCAACAUCAUCUGCUACAACAGCAACAGCAACAACAGCAGUAUCAGCAGCAGCAGCAGCAGCGGCGGUAUCAGACUCGGACACCCACCGCCGCGUUGCCGCCACAGGACGAGAGGUUUCGAUCUCAGACCAACUGGAACGGAGUCCUGCAGGAUUUAUUCGGCGUCGAUGCUCCGCCCACCGCCGGCUCGACCCACGAAUCAACGAGCUCGGGCGUGGCUUCUGACGUGGCCUCACUAUGCCCGCCCACAUCGUCCUUGGGCCUGUCACACGUCAAGGGGACGGAGUCUGCCGGUUCAGCCGGUUCUGCUAAGUCCACGGGGUCGGGGGGCCGGUCGCAAGACUCUGGAACACAGAGCGCGUGCGCGUCAUCCCCCGGUUCCCCUCAACCAGACCGACAGCUUCAAAAACAACAACAGCAGCAGCAACAGCAACAACAACAACAGUCUGUAACGUCUUUCUCACAUAAGCCGCUCUUGCACGGAUCGAGGUCUUCUCCAGCCCCUCCCCUUCCGGUAGCGCCACCUCCGGUUCCGGUCUCCCCUGUGCCAGUUCCUCCGCCAUCGACGUCCUCAUCCGAAACCAAAUCAAAAUGGCGGGGCGGAGGGGAAUACAGAUCAGGGGAAUCCUCCUCCUCGUCUCCACUCAACGUCUACACCACCAUUACGUCACGCACGGAUUCCCCAAACCAAACCCAAGGCUCGAGACAGAGACACCAACCUCAGCCUCGUCUUCGCCGCUCCAGAUUCCCAGAGGGCAAUGACGUCACCUCGGGAUAUCCCGGGAAUUUCCCAGAAGGGGAUUGUCCAGAAAAGUCCCGUGUCCUCCUCUGCCCAGCGUCUGCCUCUGAUGCUCGAUUUGACGACCCGUCUUACUACUGUGAGAUUAGUCAGUGCCGGUCUGGACUACCAUCCAAAUCAAACACUCGAGAUCAUGGCGCUGUUGUCAGCAAUGGUGAGCUCAGACAGCCGCAGGAUUAUCAUUCCGGGUGUUCUUGUGAUAGCUGCCGUUCCCUUAGUCCGCGGCAUUUUGAAGAGCAGCAAAUUAUGUCUCACCAAACGAGCACUGCUCACAAAAACCACCUGUCCGCCAGCAAACAUUCAAAGACUAAUAAUGAAGCUCCAACACCUACGCCAAGACAGCAGCAAAAUGUGAAGGGCAAACAUCCAUCCAAGUCAAAACCACCGCCGUUUCUCUCAACAACUAACCACCAACAGCAACAGCAGCAACUGUUCAAACAGCUUCACGAAGAGCAUAUUCAGCAGCAGCAGCAGCACCACCACCACCAUCAGCACCAGUAUCAGCAACAGUAUGUCCAGCCAUCACCUCUACAACAACAGAAACUGUCGCCUCACUUUCACUCUCAUCCUCACCUCAACCGACACGCACUGUCUCCCCCUCCCUACGAACAAGCAACGCACGCACUAGCAGUCCGGCGCUCGGCUAAAGAUAGGACCUCACCUUCCAGUCCACGUCCGAUAGUUCACGAAGAGGCUGAGAUAGACCCUGACCCUCUGGCGAUACAGCCCUCUUCCGCACACAUUCCCAACCACGAUAAAUCUUCUGGGAACAGCAAAACGAUUUUGGACAUAUCUGAAAUCGACCAGCUAACAGGCAUGGUAGGACGUAGGUCUAGCUCACGUUUGGACAGCCGGAGCGGGGAUCCGAACGUAAUCCUUGCAGGCAAAAUGGACAAUCAGUGGACUCACUUACCCCAGGCCCUGUCCGAGUCCCACCUCCACCAGCCAGCCAGUAGAACGAAGGGCGGGUCUAGGGGCAGUAGGCACGUGUUACAGUCGUUCACAGCAGCGGAGGUACACAGGCCUCCUGCACACAGUCAGACCCACAACCGCCAGUCGCCAGCCUCGCCUUCACAACAGCCUACCACCCCGAAGCCCCGCCCAUUUGAGAGACUAACCAAUGAUCUGCUGCUGAAAAUUCUUGCCCACCUACCCACAGAUUGCCUUUGUAGAUGUGCCCAGGUGUGUCGGCACUGGUACAACACUGUGUGGGAUCACCCGAUCCUGUGGACGUCCAUCGUGAUCAACAACCCCAACAUCGACAUCGACAAGGCGCUCAAGUACCUCACCAGGCGACUCAGCUACAACACGCCCAAGGUGUGCAUGAUUGUGGAGAAGGUAAACAUCAACGGCUGCUGUCGACUGACUGACCGCGGGCUACAGACGAUGGUCAAGCGAUGUCCUGAGCUGAGGGUGCUGGACAUGCAGGGGUGUCACCUGAUCACAAACUCUGGCGUCACGGAGGCAGUAUCGCGCUGUGUCAAUUUGGAGCAUCUCGAUGUCACAGGCUGUCCGCUGGUGACCUGUAUCCGGCUGACCGAGUCUGUGAUGUCACAGAGCGCCUCCCGACACCUCCAGCGGAUCUUCCUCCGCUACCUGGACAUGACCGACUGCCAGCAUGUCACUGACCAGGACCUGACCACUAUUACGUCACAGUGCACCCAGCUCCUGUUCUUCUACCUCCGCCGGUGUCCGCUGGUCAUCUCCGGGAGUUGAGUGUGAGUGACUGCCACAACAUCACAGACCUGGGCAUGAGGGAACUGUCCAAGCUACGGGACAAUCUGCGCUACCUCAGUGUGGCCAAGUGUGAUAAGGUAUCAGAUGAGGGUGUGCUGCACAUCGCCAAACACUGCAGCAAACUGCGGUACCUCAACGUGCGGGGCUGUGAAGGUGUGUCUGACCGCGGCAUUGAAUUCCUGGCCCGGAACUGUCCCCGACUCAAAUCUUUAGAUGUCGGCAAGUGUGACAUCACAGACGAAGGGCUGUAUGCACUGUCCAUCUACUGCCCGAGCUUGCGGAAGCUGAGCGUCAAGUCAUGUGACGCAAUCACAGACAAGGGCCUGGUGCUGGUGGCGUACCGGUGUCCCUCGCUGCAGCAGCUACACGUCCAGGACUGUUGUCUAUCUCCCGAGGCCUACGCCAUGAUUCGGAAGUACUGCAAAAGAGCCAUCAUCGAGCAUACCAACCCGGGAUUUUUGUGAUAGAAACGGUCUCUACUUCUGGAAGUCUUAACUUAUGAAGUCUUAAAUGUUAUUAACUGUGAGUGACGUAUCUAUAUGCAUGGACCACGGAUAAGUCCUGUUGAUGAUGGAUAUGUGCGUGUCACUGAUACUCAACUACUCACCAACAGGCGAAACUAUGAACUUCUGCCAACUAUGAAAAGAUAUUCAUAGACAAACGCUCAGGCUACAGCUGCCAGGCGACCAUGUGAAAAGAGGCUCCUUGUGUUCCUUUUCUGAAAUAGCAGAAGGUAAAGAUUCUAUGAGAAUAGGAUGUUCUUUUUCGAGAGCAGUGGAGCCCCACAGAAGUCUGCUUUAAACUCAUGACGUGCAAUGAGAAAUGACACCUCCCAGAAGCAACUUUUUCUGCACCUGAAGAUUACUGAUGGAUAUACAAGUACUUCAGGAACCCUCGAGGUCUGACCACAUAACGUUUUGACGCUGAACAGCUAAUGGAGGGUACAGGUUUUGACACCAAAAUAACAUUUUGGACUUUACAUCUUGUAUGUCUCAUUUUGCAAAAGUUCAGAUGGGAAAGACCGUUUUACAGUUUGGGGAAAAACUUUUCAGGUAAUCGUUAUUCUUCUUUUUACGUAGGAAGUAAUUUUGUCAUAUGCAACUUUUCAACACUUCACUAGAAGCCUUGCAGAUAAGUGGCUGGUGUCUCACUUCAUGUCUAUGUCACUCGGCCGAGGGAGGGUGGAGCACCAGUGCUGUCGAUACAUUCUAUCUUAUACUUCAAUAACUUGAGCUGACCAUGUGGCACAGUGACCUACUUCACAGACUCCUCUGAUCUAUUUCCAGCUGGUAAUGAUAAAUAAUAAUAGUAUUUGUAUAGCGCAUUCGCCCAACAGCAAACUCUGUGGCCUUUAUAAUCUGUAUUAUAUUUAAGGCUUCCCAAGAAGCAUGCAGUUUCAAGCAGCCAUUUAAGCUCUCAACGAUAUGAGAAGAUUUUUCGCUGUCUGUAACAGGGAACCCAUUCCCAGCUGAGUAAAGUGAAGAAAAUUGGUGUAAAGUGUCUUUCCUAAGACACAACAUCAUUUGAAUCCUCAUUCUUUCGGUUAUGAGCCCAACAUUGCAGUAGGCCUACCAAAGACUGGCUCCAAAUAAGAUGCCGAUCUUCUUGCCUAUCAGAGUAUGUGGUGAAAUACAGGAUGUCUUUAGAAAAAGGACCAAUUUAAAGGGCAAUAACUCUACCAUCUUUGUACUAAUUUCCACAAACCUUUGCACAAAUGAAAUUCAAUUAAGAGGUCAUCAAUUUUUUAAAAUGAAAAAAUCAUCUAGCAUAUUCGAGAAAUAUCAAUUUUUAAAAAGCUCUAUUAAAUUUACGUAAAACUCUAAACUUAACUCCUUAAAAGCACCAAGCCUGGUUUCAGGACAAGGACGGUAAAACACCAACUGUCACAAUCAAGAAAUGGGUAUUUCACCGGACUGACAAAGUUGUAGAGAUGUUGUAUGUGUGUGUGUGGAGGGGAGGGGGGAGAAGAAAGGAUUAUGCUGUGGAGGACGCCCGGUUCCAGCAGGGUAGGGCUACACUCCAUGCAUCAAGUGAGGACCUUGUAUGGUUGCAAGAAAGGUUUGAACAACACCUUAAAGCCGAAAGCUUAUAAAUAAACAGUCAACACAUUCUCAAUUUAAUCAUAUUGUGUUUUUUUGACUGAGUGUAUGAAAACAACCCACGAACAAUCAAACAGUUUUUUAUUCAAACGCCUAGACGCCGUCAUUGAAUCACUAGGAAUUGGGCAAAUCUCAAAUGUCUAUAUUAUGCAGUAACUUAUGUAACAAAGCAUUUUAAAAAGUGGGUUACAUAAUACCAUCGUACUACGUCAUAAUAUAUUAAAUAUCUGAAUUUCAGAUUCAGGGUUACGAGCAUAAAGAAAUAAAAGUUUUUUGUUUCUCCUGUUAAAAAAACCCAACAAAAAACAGUUGAAACACGAUGUUGAACCACUGGUCUAAGGAAUAGACCCAGAAACAUGCCUCAGUGUUAUUUAAAAAGUCCAGCCGUACGUGUAUUCAAGCUUGUCUGGAUAGAAAUGCUUAACAGCUGGAACUUAUAGACUUCAACAUAAGUUAAGGACCAUUUGCAAACACUCUGAGUGGGUCGACAUACUUCUUGGGUCGGCCUGCACGUGGGCGUUUUUAGACUGAUCCAGUGGCUUGAUGGCGUUGCCUGAGGCGGACGAUGACAGGACAGAGUGUGGCACAGCAAGCCUUCUGGCAACUUCCAGGGCUGACAAAAUCCUGAAGCCAUGCCAUAGCUCUGGUACGACCAAAGUCUCUCAUUUUAGUGGCAUAUUGAUGCGAUACUGAAUUUUGCAUAAGCGGCGGCUUAUAAAUUAUAUUGCCACCAAAGUGAGCACAGCUCGAGACCGUACGUCCGUUUGUGACGUGCACCAGAAAUUUUAACGGG
Molecule: messenger RNA, 6064 nt
Organism: Aplysia californica (California sea hare)
Lineage: Eukaryota; Metazoa; Mollusca; Gastropoda; Aplysiida; Aplysiidae
Product: probable serine/threonine-protein kinase yakA
Biological process (GO): SCF-dependent proteasomal ubiquitin-dependent protein catabolic process
Cellular component (GO): SCF ubiquitin ligase complex
Molecular function (GO): protein binding
Source: RefSeq, a predicted model, not a curated record